Ictalurus furcatus (blue catfish) is the source of this 1203-nucleotide messenger RNA. RefSeq names its product proline-rich protein 15. The record is from RefSeq and is a predicted model, not a curated record. Bases 450 to 830 code for a protein of 126 amino acids. The transcript is spliced from 2 exons. Lineage: Eukaryota; Metazoa; Chordata; Actinopteri; Siluriformes; Ictaluridae.
GAACUGAAAGAAGGAAAGAGAUUCGCAGCGCGUUGCUAAGGCAACCACCGCUCCUGCGCCGAGCUAAAUCGGGCCUACCUGUCUGGAGACCACGUGACCGAUCCUGGCGCUCCACCAAUCAGAGGAAAGGACAGGUGAGCUCGUGCUGGUUUCGGAGGCGGAAUAAGACCGGUUCUAGUAACACACAGCGACGCUAUAAAGCCUGUCAGUGGAACAGUCCAGUGCGCACACUGCUGAGGAACUAGCACACUGCUGAGGAACUAGCACAUAAACUCAAAUCAUGAACCAUGAACGUGUGUGUGGAUUCAGAGGACCGGAAGCGCGGCGGGGUGUGUAGUGUGCGGAUUUACUCAGCAGACGAGGAGCGCGCGAGCACCGCUCUGUCGGGCAGGCCCUGGACUUCACAGCAUCUUCUCUUCUCUACCACAACAUCCAGGUUUUAAAACAAAAUGACUGAAAAGACGGCCCCUUGGUGGAGAUCCUUCGUGGGGAAGAGACGGAAAGCUGCCAGAGAAUCGGCGUCGAUCAUGGAGCAGGAGAUCGCGGCUCACAUGGCCGCCGAAUCCGACCAACAACCCCACGCCGUCACCACCACUCCGGAGCAGAGAAGCGCCUCAGCGGCCAGUUCCCAAGCAGCAGGAGGACAAGCCGAUGACACUUACGAUGACUCUGUCGUGCAGCCGACGUUCAAUGAGAGCGCGAACCGCCGCAACCUGCACGUGUCGCGCUCGGGCCGCUUCAAAGAGAAACGACGCACGCGCGUGGGCCUGCCGGAUCAGUACGAACACACGGACAGGGUGGAGUCACCGAGCAAAGGCGACAUGAACUAAACAUCUAGUUAAGCCUCUGCUAUUCGUCCUUGAUUCUGGACUGGAGGAAUACUUUGCUCUGGUAGAACGUGCGUGCUACGUGAUGUGUAAUCAGGUGAUCAGCCACCGUCCGCGUAUUGUCCCCUUGAGGUUGCGUGAUAGUAUAUUUGUGUGGGCGAUCAGCUGCACGCACCACAGAAAAGCAGCUCAAACUAGAACGUGACUUAGUGAUGCGUCUGCACUUCCUGGACCUGCUUCGACAAUCCAGAGUACCUGAACAACUGGACUGGUCUCUCCUGACUCACACACUGAUCAGGUGUGACACAGAUGCACGUGAUAUAUGAAGUUUUAUCUGUACAGUUUACGUUCUAUAUUUUGGAAUCUAAAUGUUUUA